GUUUUCUGCAGACAGAGAAUCAUUAUAUCAGUGGACCGCAAUAGCUUGAUCGUGCCACACAGAGGAGCUCCAAUAACUUGUACAAACAAGCGCAGCAUGAGCAUGAAAACUCAUGUAAUGAUCCCUGAAUUUCUGGUUGUUCUUCUGAUUGCCGUCUCGACACCUGUGUCGAUCAGCGCUCAAAUCAAUGGUACUUUUGUACCCACUCAAACUCUCGUGCAGACUUCUCUACCGAUCAUUACCCUUGAGAACUACAUGUCUCCGGUGACUUUCACAGCCAUUGUUGCCAGCACCAGCACAGCACAGCCCCUUGGACCAUCGUCGGGAACAGUCACAUACACUGUCAGCGGCGAAGAUGCGUUCAAGUGGGUGAAGGCAAAGCCGCUUGGGACCGGGCUGGUGUCCCGCCUGAGUGUAUCUGGUGUGGCCACAUUAGCACUGAAACGCGCCAGUGAGGGGCUUAUACUGCUGCCAGGGACGUACAAUGUGACGGCAAAGUUCAGCGGCAGUUCAGAUGGCCUGUUCAGCCCCUCGGAAGGCUCUACAACUUUCAGGAUUGCCAUCACAAGCCCGCCUGUGGUUUGGGGCCUAUGAGCAAAGCCCAAUUCUGAAGACAUCAUGCAUAGCAUAUUUCAGGGCAUUAGAGGAGCACAGAUGCGCAACGAUCAGUUUUAUGGUUGGUGGAGUGCACAUUUUUUGCACAAUUGGCAGGAGAUGGUAGCCACGCUGGCGCACUGUCAGCAUGAGACUAAAGGAUCUCUGGAGCUUUGAUUUCAGCAGCUUGUGUUUUUGCAUCAAUAUUAUUGGAUCUCUUGACAGAUACAGCGGCAGAGUAUGACACUGUACUCCUGCGGUGACGCUUGAUUGAGUUGUCCAUUGCGGGAAACCACCUUUCAGGUAGCUUUGAUCUGUUUACAGCCAUGGAUUGGCAGAGUGUAGAAAAGAUACCAGAU
Molecule: messenger RNA, 953 nt
Organism: Coccomyxa subellipsoidea C-169
Lineage: Eukaryota; Viridiplantae; Chlorophyta; Trebouxiophyceae; Coccomyxaceae
Exons: 4
Coding region: 97-594 (165 amino acids)
Source: RefSeq, a predicted model, not a curated record